Lycium ferocissimum is the source of this 945-nucleotide messenger RNA. RefSeq lists its product as uncharacterized. The record is from RefSeq and is a predicted model, not a curated record. Gene Ontology annotation, molecular function: zinc ion binding. The coding region runs from base 1 to 945 and encodes 314 amino acids. Lineage: Eukaryota; Viridiplantae; Streptophyta; Magnoliopsida; Solanales; Solanaceae. The transcript has 5 exons.
AUGAAUGACCGCAAAAUGAGUGAUAGAAUAAGCGAUGGUAGCCACCUCAAACAAGAAUACAAUGGUACAUAUGUUUCGGCAAGAACAUUGGAUGGUGCAGGGAAUAUACUGCCUCUAGCACAUGGUGUGAUAGAGUCAGAAAAUGACAAGUCUUGGUCAUGGUUCUUUCAACGGUUCAGGGAAGCGUAUGGGGUAAGGGAUAACAUGUGUAUUGUAUCUGAUAGACACGAAAGCUUCAUCAAGGCUGUAUGUAGAAUUUAUCCUAAUGUUCCGCAUUUAGCAUGCAUAUGGCAUCUUUGGAAGAAUGUAUACAAUAGAUAUAGGAAGAGUCAUGAAGUGUUGAGUGGGGUGUACUAUAAAUUGGCGAAAGCAUACACGCAGAAUGACUUUGAUAUGCCAAUGGAAAAGGUUGAGAAGGAGGAUAUUCGUGUGAAGGAGUACUUGGAGUUAGCUGGAAGAGAAAAGUGGGCUAGGCUCUAUUGUCCAGUUAAUCGAGCAUGGACAUUGACAUCAAAUAUUGCUGAGUCCAUCAAUGCGGCACUUGUAUCUGCUAGAGAAUUGCCAAUUUAUGAUUUUCUGGAAGAAGUAAUUCCAUCAACCGAAUACUUGCACACGGUUAUUGAUGAAGGGAAGCGUUUCAUUGUUUGUAUUGAAAAUAAAACUUGCAGUUGCAAAAUGUUCCAAAUGGAUGAGAUACCCUGCCCCCAUGCUUGGGCUGUUCUUAGGAAAAAAAAUCUCACUGCCGACAACUUCUGCUCAAAUUUGUACAAACCAGAAACUGUGAUGAAGACUCAUGAUGUCCUAAUUUAUCCUUUACCUGAUAAGAGUGAGUGGAAUGUGCCUGUACACGUUUCAGAAGAGGUGGUUUUCCCACCGAGUGGAGUAAAAAGCACUAUAUAUGGCAGUGCAGGAUCUCUGAAUACAUCAGCCACUGGUUCCCAGUAA